This is a messenger RNA of Odocoileus virginianus texanus, 1243 nucleotides long. It is a transcript of the gene REEP6, whose product is annotated as receptor accessory protein 6. Lineage: Eukaryota; Metazoa; Chordata; Mammalia; Artiodactyla; Cervidae. The record is from RefSeq and is a predicted model, not a curated record.
CGCGCCCCGCCCCCUUCCUCCAAAGUCGCGGCUGCGGCUGCCGCGGCCCUCCAGAGGGCAAUGCGGCGGAGGAGACGGGGCAGGCCCCACCUCCUUUGUCCGCCCUGCCCUCCCAUUGGCCAGAGCGGAGGGCAGGAGGCGGAAACCAGCCCGGGGGCGGAGACCCGCCCGGGAGUUGAGCGGUGCGGCUCACGCCGAAGGAAGGCGGUGUGCAAGCAGUCUAGCCGGUGCGCGGCUAGACGGUCAAGUUCAAGCUGCCAGUCCCGGGCGCCCAAGUGCCAUGGACGGCCUGCGCCAGCGCUUCGAGCGCUUUCUGGAACAGAGGAACUUGGCCACCGAAGCGCUAGGGGCGCUAGAAGCCAAGACAGGUGUCGACAAGCGGUACUUGGCCACGGGAGCCGCCACUCUGCUAAGCCUGUAUCUUCUGUUCGGGUACGGGGCUCCUCUGCUGUGCAGUCUCAUCGGCUUUGCAUACCCCGCAUAUGCUUCGAUCAAAGCUAUCGAGAGCCCAAACAAAGAGGACGACACUGUGUGGCUCACAUACUGGGUGGUGUACGGCCUGUUCGGGCUAGCCGAAUUCUUCAGCGAUCUACUCCUGUCCUGGUUCCCUUUCUACUACGCGGGCAAGUGCGCCUUCCUGUUGUUCUGCAUGGCUCCAGGCCCCUGGAACGGGGCUCAUAUGCUGUACCAUCGCAUCAUACGUCCUCUGUUUCUAAAGCAUCACGAGGCCGUGGACAGCAUCGUGAGCGACAUCAGCGGGCGGGCCCUGGACGUGGCAGCCGGAAUGACGAAGGACGGGAAAGUAAGCGUGACCCAGCUUCAGAAGGCCGAGUAAAACCCCCAGCCAGCCCGAACGCGGACGCACCGGACCGUGAGACAGAGGAUGUGCCACAGCACAAGUCGUCUGCGGAUUCCUCCGCCGACUCACCAGCAGAGCCCACCACCAGCCCCUCGUUCGCCACAAAGCCCGCCCUCAGGAGUUCUACCAGCCUGGGCCAGGCCCAGGCCCAGGCCGCAGCUGCCACCACGGCCACUGGCAUGCAGCCGCCUGGCAAGCACCGGGGUGGGCUCCGAUCUCAAGCCAACUCUUUCAGCCAGACCCAGGACCCCAGGCAGCAGCGUGCCCGACCCUCCACCACUUCCUCAGGCCCUUCCCAAGGGCCCUCAGGCUCCACACCUCGGCCCAGCACCACCUCCAGCCAGGGCCCUGCCCUUGGGCAGUCUCCCAGUGGCACCACCACCC